Messenger RNA from Penicillium argentinense, 2574 nucleotides. Its product is annotated as Sin1 family protein. Bases 1 to 2574 code for a protein of 857 amino acids. Gene Ontology annotation, molecular function: phosphatidylinositol-4,5-bisphosphate binding. NCBI's taxonomy places the organism in Eukaryota, Fungi, Ascomycota, Eurotiomycetes, Eurotiales, Aspergillaceae. The transcript is spliced from 3 exons. The record is from RefSeq and is a predicted model, not a curated record. Gene Ontology annotation, biological process: TORC2 signaling. Gene Ontology annotation, cellular component: TORC2 complex; plasma membrane; cytoplasm.
AUGUCUCUCCUUCAUAAUGAAGACUUCGCCAUCUGGCAAUUACGCUCCUCAUAUCUUUCCACGAUCAAAGAUGGCAUUGGAGAUCGCUUGAUCAACGUCAAUAACUCGGUUCUGAACACUCCCGGAUUCCGCGCUGCCGGCUGGUCGGCUGUGGUUACCAACGGCACCAGUGCUGCCAGCAUUAAACGCACCUAUUCUCCUCCGAUCCCUACCACAGCAGCUGUCUCCUCCGAAUACUAUCGACUCGCCGUACGAGAUGCAAACGCCGCGCGAGAUGAACUACAAGGCCUUGGUUUGGAAGAAGGCGAGGACGAUGAAGGGGGCAUGGUGACGGGCAAGAGCAACAUGGAUUACACCGGGCGUCGGCUCCAUGCUCGCGGUGGAAAGAAGAAAGGCCGACGCGAACGUCAUCAGCCGGAACCCCAACAACCGGUCGUGCCAGAGGACGAUGAUAGCAGUGAUCUGAGUGAUGACAGCGACGAGGAGGCCGAGAACAUGGACCGGUCCGCCGACCAGAUCAAGUUUCAUAAGAUGCCGAUUCGUCGAGACCGAGCCGAUUCCUCUCCUAUUCGAUCGGCUGAACAGCGCGAACGCCCAGAGGUGAUGAUCACUUCACCGUCAACACAAAACGUGGCCAACCACUACCGUACGGGAUCGCUAGGCACUGCUGUUUCCAACAAGGAGCAGCAACGACCGCGGCGAGAUACUACAACAAGCAGUGAUCUAUCAACUUCCAACGAGGUGGAAUCUCAUGGCUACAAACCCGGGCAGGUGCAAUUCUCGACCACUGAGCAGGUGGGCGAUCGUCCUCGGAGGCGGCGAGAACGUACUGGUAGUCGCGGGGCAGAGAGUAUCGUACUUGAGGACUUACAUGAGCAGGAUGAAGAUUCCGGUGCAGAAUCUGUGGGAUCGGCUAUAUCCUCCGAGUUCGACGCGACAGCUGGCUCAGGCUCUCUGCUGUUGGCCGGAGUGGGCAACAUCGGCGCCUUAGAUGCGUCCUCCCCAAUGGCUCUGAUGCACAAGCUCCCUGCAGGCACUGGGCCUAGCCAAAACAGCUCUCCACGCAAGUCUAAAACUACACCCGCACCGGAGCUGCACGAUCUUCCACCCCCACGACCUAUCAGCACGCUGCAGCCAGUCAGCCUGUUGACGCAACAACUAAAAUCCCGCAAGCGAGCACCGAGUAACCCGGUAGAGAAGUUCAUGGUUCUUUCUGGGAAAGGCCAGGACGAUCCACUGCAUUUGAAGAUCUACGUUCCUUUCUCAUCAGACCCUGAAGAUCCACUUGAUCUUCCCCUCACGCGAGAAUCCAAACUCGCAGAGCAACCUGCCACGGUCACUGUGGCCGAGACCAUCGGUCUUGCACUUUGGAAAUACAACGCAGAUUCGCGUGACCCCUCCAUCAAACGUGAAAAGCUCACCGUCAACCGGUGGACUCUGCGUAUGGUCGAUGAUGGUGAGGUCGAAUACGACUUCCCUGCACUUGGACGGACGCUCCCCAUGACAGACUUCACAUCGAACAACAACAAUGCGGCCAAGGCACGAGGACGUUCACGAGGCAAGCCCUACGAUGAGUUCGCACUCGUGGAGGCCUCCAAGACGGAAUUUGAGGAAAAUGAAAAACUGUACCCGCAGUUCAGUCAAAGCCUCGGGUCUGAAGAGGGUGAACAGACUGCAAGCCUCGCCGUGCCCGGUGCUCCUCAACUUGCUCCGCCAGUCAAGAAUCCCGUGGCACGCCAGAAUCCGAUUCUCGGCCAACCUUUCUCAUCAGCGUUGAAUGACAACACAUUGACGCCCGCCGACCGACCUGUGGUUCCUGUCUCACAUGCUACUCCGCGCCUGGGAGUGUCUAAGACGCUGAAGAUCCGAUUCAUCAAUUUGGAGGCUUCCGCACAUGUCAUGACCCUCAACACAUCCACAGACAGUUACAUCGCAGAGAUCCUGGACUCGGUGUGUAAACGUUGGGGCUUGGACAAGGGCAACUAUCUUCUCAAGGUGAUGGGCUCGAAUACGAUUGCGCCGCUCGACCGUAUGGUGGAGGCAUUGGGUCAUAUCACGGAGCUCGACCUCGUUCGCCGACGUUUCGGGGCUGGUCCUCUUUCCCUCGGCGGCUCACCGGGUAGUUCAUCGCCCAAUGCCCCCUUGCAGGUCGACAGCGGUAACCCAGCGACUGUGAAGAAGGGCAAGAAGAGCGGAAAGCCUAUGCUGCCAUCGUUCUCGCAGAAGCAGGACCUCAUCGGCGGCUACUAUCGUCGGUAUCAUGUCUUCCGUAAGCAACCGAUGACAUUUACUGCCUCAAACCAUCGCAUCUUGACUUUCGAUAACGACUACAUGCAUAUUGUACCCGGUGAGACGGGCAAGACUGGCUCGGAUACCAAAACUCGCUCGAUCAACUUCAACGACGUCGUGGGCUGCAAGGUCAGCCGUCGACACCCCAAGAGUUUUAGGGUAGUGGUGCUUCGGGGCAACGAUGCUUCGGAGCAAAAGCGCUACGAUUUUGAAGCUCGCAAUGCGCUGGAGGCAGACGAGAUCGUAGAAGAGAUCAAGAAGAAUAUGGCUCAUUACCGCAUUUGA